AGUUUAGAAUUAUUAUCCCUGAGCUGGUUUCUGUUUUUUGCCUCAACUAAUUACUAAAUCCUCCUCUGGACCAUUAGUGAUUUAAACAUUUAUAAGGUUGAGCUAAGUUUACCAUAAGGAGAUUGAGAUAUUGGUGGAUGAAUUGUUGUCUCUCCAGGUAACAUGGACGUGAGAGUUGGGCUCUUAUUUCUUUUUGUAUUGCUGGGCAUUUGCUGGGCCUGUGAUGGCAGAUAUUUGCUGACCUCUGAUCCCUCUAGUGAAACCACUGUGGUCUCUGAUGUUUCAGCUGUGCAGAUAGAAUGCCAGAACAGAGAAGAGGAAGUUGAAGAUUUGGAUCAAGUUUUUUGCACCUUGUGCGAAAGAUUCACUGCCGAGGCACUUGAUUACCUUGCUGAUAACACAACCCAGACAGACAUCAUUGAUUUGCUUCACAAUACCUGCUCCCAAAUGUGGAACAUGAAGCAGAAGUGCAUGGCUAUGGUGGACUAUUAUGCUCCUCUCUUCUUUUCAGAGGUUUCCAUGAUAAAACCUGGUAAUUUCUGCCAAGAUGUCAAUCUCUGCGCGACUACAUUCACUUCUCCACCACUCUUCCAAGGCAGCUGUGAGUUUUGCCGUCAUGCUGUUGCAGAAGUUGUGGUUAAGUUGAAAGAUCCGGACAGGCAGGUGCUUAUAAUGGAGUUGCUUCUGAAAGGCUGCGAUGCUGUUGUUGAGGGCUAUGUGAACAAGUGUAAGAAUAUGGUUUCGGAGUAUGCGCCUCUGGUCCUCACAAAUGCGGAGCUCUACUUAGAAACAACAGAUAUAUGCAACACACUCCAUGCCUGUCAUGUGCCCACCAUCAGUACCCACCAAGAUUGACUUCUGCUGUCCGACUCUUGAAUUUCUUACUCUUCAAUGGCUUAAAGUAUAUGUAUUUUUACGAUGCACCGGGGCUUUGUUGAAAAGUUCCUGUUUCAAAUUAUAGUAAGCAAUAUUGUAAUAAGGAAUCUAUCUUCACUAGAUGAUCUGGCUCUCUAUGUUUUCAACUUCAAGGAGCUAGUGGGAACUCUGAAAAUUGCAAACCCUUUUGAUUCCUAAUCUUAUUAUUUCAAUUACAUUGAAGUCAAAAUAUUGAGCUUUA
Vitis riparia (riverbank grape) is the source of this 1117-nucleotide messenger RNA. RefSeq names its product prosaposin-like. The transcript is spliced from 5 exons. Gene Ontology annotation, biological process: sphingolipid metabolic process. NCBI's taxonomy places the organism in Eukaryota, Viridiplantae, Streptophyta, Magnoliopsida, Vitales, Vitaceae. Bases 163 to 855 code for a protein of 230 amino acids. Gene Ontology annotation, cellular component: lysosome. The record is from RefSeq and is a predicted model, not a curated record.